AGUGCAGUGCCAGUAACUGUGAGCGCAACAGCGUAGCGCAUCCGACGGGCUACGCUGCUCUGAUAAGUCCCCAAAAAAACUAGAGGAUUUUUAACAAUGUUACUGUAGAUGAAACGGUUUUGCUGUUUUGGACAUUUCCACGCGAUUAGCCUGCGUUAUUGAUUGAAUUUUGUAAUUUUGCUCCAAUUGGAUGUUGGAUGGGACAACUGGAAAGCAGCCGGUGAAACGUGAGGCCAUUAAUUUCGGAAUCCAUUCGGUGUAGACGAUGAAGAAGAAAACGAUGAAGCUACCGUGGACGAUAGCGAUCCUGUCGUGCGUGCUGAUACCGCCCUGUAUAUCUAAUUCGCACCGAGGCCGCCACCAUUCGCCGGAGCCGCACGCCGAGGCCUACCACAUAUCCCGCGACCACUUCGACCCCCACCGGGACUCGGAGGAAUUCAGGCGGGACGCCACCGACGACAAGAGAGACUUCAACAAGAAGGACUCCACCGACGACGAUCCUUUGAUCAUCCAGACGAAAAAGGGAAAGAUUCGCGGCAUGACCGUCACCGCGGUCACCGGCAAGAAAGUGGACGCCUGGAUGAGCAUUCCGUACGCCCAAAAACCGAUCGGCAACUUGCGGUUCCGGCAUCCGCGACCGAUGGAGAAAUGGGACGGCGUGCUGAACGCGACGGAGCAAUCGAACUCUUGCGUGCAAAUCAUCGAUACGGUAUUCGGGACGUUCGAAGGCGCCAACAUCUGGAACCCCAACACGCCGCUGAGCGAGGACUGUCUCUAUUUGAACGUGGUGGUGCCGCGACCGCGACCGACCAACGCGGCGGUGCUGGUGUGGGUGUUCGGCGGCGGUUUCUACUCCGGCACGAACACGCUCGAAUUGUACGAUCACAACAUCAUAGUGUCCGAGGAGAACAUCAUACUGUGCUCGAUGCAGUACCGCGUCGCCUCGCUGGGUUUCCUGUACUUCGGCACGCCGGACGUGCCCGGCAACGCCGGCAUGUUCGAUCAGAUGAUGGCGUUGCAGUGGAUCAAAGACAACAUCGCCGCCUUCGGUGGGAAUCCUAAUAAUAUUACGUUGUUCGGCGAAUCCGCGGGGGCCGUGUCAGUUUCGUUGCAUUUGCUGUCGCCGCUAUCCAGAAACUUGUUCUCGCAGGCCAUAAUGCAGAGCGGCGGGCCGACCGCUCCGUGGGCCAUGAUCUCCCGAGAGGAGAGCAUCUUAAGAGGAUUAAGACUAGCGGAGGCGCUUUCGUGCCCGCACGAUCGGUCUGAUCUAAACGCGGUCAUCGACUGUCUGAGAAAAGUCGAUCCCGUCGAAAUGGUGAACAACGAAUGGGGCACGCUCGGCAUAUGCGAGUUCCCCUUCGUGCCCGUUGUCGACGGCUCCUUCCUCGACGAGCACCCCGUCAAGGCUCUUGCCAACAAAAACUUCAAAAAAACCAACAUACUGCUCGGCUCCAACACUGAGGAAGGUAACUAUUUUAUCAUCUACUAUUUGACUGAAUUGUUCCGCAACGAAGAAAACGUCUACGUCAAUAGGCAGGAAUUCCUGCGAGCCGUCACCGAGCUCAAUCCUUACGUGAACGCCGUCGGAAGACAGGCGAUCAUCUUCGAGUACACCGAUUGGCUCAAUCCGGAGGACUCUGUCAGUAACAGAGACGCCCUCGACAAAAUGGUGGGAGAUUAUCAUUUCACGUGCGGUGUUAACGAAUUGGCCCAGCGAUACGCUGAAACCGGAAACAAUGUUUAUAUGUAUUACUAUUCCCACAGGAGCGUCGCCAAUCCUUGGCCAUCUUGGACAGGCGUGAUGCACGGCGACGAGAUAAACUACAUAUUCGGUGAGCCGUUGAACCCCUCGAAGAGUUACACGGCCCAAGAGGUGGAUCUGAGCAAGAGGAUAAUGCGCUAUUGGGCGAACUUCGCCAAGACGGGCAACCCGAGUCUGAGCCCCAACGGGGUCUGGACGCCGACCUUCUGGCCCUUGCACACGGCCUACGGCAGGGAAUAUCUGACGAUAGAGAUCAAUUCGACGACGGGCAGAGGCCCGAGGCUCAAGCAGUGCGCCUUCUGGCAGAAAUACCUGCCGCAAUUGCAGCAGAUGACUGCUGACCUGCAGAAAUCGCAGUCGAAUAAGGAUUGCACCAAUUUAGGAAUAUCGAUAUUUAGUUCCCGGUUCCUAACUGCGUUCUUCCUGCUGUUGGUGUCGAUAAAGUCGAUGUGGGAACCGUUCCAAUAAACUAGCAGCUUCGAAUCACCGUCAGUUUUUUAGAAACCAAAUACCAAAAAAAAAACGUUACAAAACUCACUUGUAUGGAAACAAUUCAAUGGUAUAGAAUUCCGCUUAUCGCUAAACCUAGAGUCAAUAUAUUUGGUAGAAAACGAAAAUGUCUGAAAGGGUAAACGCAUCGUUGAAAAAUCGUCGCCUGACGAGGUUGUAUCGGCGUGAAAACGCAGAUUUUUUAACAGAGAGGUGUCACGAUUGGAUAUAGGAACAAAAAUCAGCGCGAUUUUGAUAACCGAUUUGACUUUAUUUUUUUGAUAUUAUAGGUUGGUUUGGUAUAGCAGACUGUUUGCCAGUUUGACGCGUUUUUACGACGUAAAGUAGGCGGUAAAAUAUAACUUAUUGGUUAUCGGUUACUAUUUGUUUCGAAUUUAAAGUAAAAUAUGAAUACAAAAAAUUAUGACAAUCCCGUAUUUUCCGUUUGGUUUAAACACAACAGCCAAAAGCCCACCAACCUGGACCCCCUAGUUCUGCUACUUAUCUUUGCUGCCUUAUACCCAUUAAAAAUAGUACGACAAAUAUUUAUAAAUCUUCGAUUUUUUUUUUGAAAAGCAGUAUCGUUCAGUCAAAGAAAUAAUUAUUUUCAAUAACAUUUUUCCUGGACUUGUUAGUAGAAAAAUUAUAUUUACUUUAAUCUUGAGACGAUAACAUGUGCAGACAAUUGUGUAACUUUAAUAAUAGAAGAAAAAGUAGAUCACUUAAGUGAUAAAUUUAAUCGAUUAAUAAAUGUCAAGUAUUUUCGUAUCGGUUACACAACAGUUAUAAUAUGUAUUUUUAUUGACUGAAUGAUUUUGCAAGAAAGUUUUAAUCUAAACCUAGUGUACAUAAUAGUGUAUAGUACUCUAGUGCCUCCGCAUCUAUUCUAGUUUAGCGUAUUCUCAACGAAUAUCCCCAAAAAACUCUACUUACUUCAAAUCUA
This is a messenger RNA of Phyllotreta striolata, 3194 nucleotides long. The record is from the annotation of a GenBank genome assembly. Lineage: Eukaryota; Metazoa; Arthropoda; Insecta; Coleoptera; Chrysomelidae.